Molecule: messenger RNA, 1242 nt
Organism: Drosophila serrata
Lineage: Eukaryota; Metazoa; Arthropoda; Insecta; Diptera; Drosophilidae
Source: RefSeq, a predicted model, not a curated record
AUGGCUCUUUCCGCUAUUGGAAAUUUCCAAUUAUUAUCGCAAACAUAUAAUUAUAAUGAACAUCGCAUCGACUGCACCUUCCAAGUGCUCCCGACACGAGUGACCCUGUUUGGCAGCAAGGCCACCAAUGACUACUACUGGAUGGACGCCGCCCGCUGGCGCGCAGUUGAGGCAGCUUUGUGGCGUGAAUUCGAAAAACUUGAUCGCUGGGAGGACGCCAAGAAGAUGCAAGUGGUUUUGAAGAUCGACCACAUAAAUGUAUGUAUCCGGGCCGAUGAAAUAUCGCACGCUGCGACCGAAAGCCUUUUGGCCGGAGACAAGCUGGUGCCGGCAGCGGAUCUCUGCCUCACCAUCCAGCUGGAGUACAUUACGGGCGAGGACGCCGUCAUCUUUAACAGUCUUGCCACGGCCGGAGAGACCAAGAACGAGAUCGCCACAACCAGUGGCUCCAAGGCCAAACGCGCCGACUCUGAACUUCAGCCGAAAUCUCUUUUUCCAGAGAAUUCGACAAACACGGAGCCGAUACUUAUACUAGACUCCGAUGACGAAGCCGAAGACGAUUUUAGCUGGAUCUUCGCAACGCGCAACAAAACCCCACCAUCGUCGACCCAGAACGAAGGUGAACUCAAAACAACUGGACUGGAGAGCGAGUCAACCACUGGAUUCAUGAGCCCAUCCAAAGCUAACUCUAUCAUCAAUUGGGCUCUUUCCUGCCGUGAAACUAAUAUGGAAAAGGAGGAAUCCCGUGGCAAAUCUGAGAAGGAGCCUCUAGAGAGGAACCUGGAGGGGAACUCCCUAACGGCUCUCGAGGCAUUGCUGAUGAAAUUGAAUGAGGAAGUCCCACCGCCCCAAGUUGAGGUACUACUCUUGGAAUCUAUGACUCUAGACGAUGUUAUGGCCUCAUUCGACCGCUAUAAAGACGACAUCGCUAAGCUGUUCAACGAGCAAAAGGACAAAGGGCACAUACACAGCUAUAAGGGUGUUUCUCACAUUGAAGUCCUGGACAUCCUAAAUCCGACCAUACAUCACGAAAUGAUGUUGAAACUGGCGGAGUACUUUAAAACCAGACACACCAAUGCGAGCCUGAUUAUCAACGGACUGUUGCCGCUUUGGAUUGUGCUGCUCUUUGUGGACACUUACAAGUUAUCCCAUGAUGAUGCAGUGCGUCACAUUAAGGCCCAAAUGAAGUGGACCAUUCAUCAGGGGGCCCUGGACGCAAAAUCAGAGGACUACGACUUUUAG